AUGGGUGGUUAAAGAAAGAGUAGUAGUAUAUGUGACGAAGUGUCAAAGAAGUCGAAGAGAGUGUUGAAUGCUUUGCCAGAAGCUCGAAGAGAAGAGUAGAUAAUGCUGAAAACAUUCGUUAAGAGCACAGUCUUUUAUACUCGCUGCAGCUGACAGCGCCUCAUUGCCCCUGGUCGAGCUUUAUGAAGCAAGCGGAGAGCGUCGGACGGAAUAAAGACCCACUCCGCACCCGUCGCAGCUAUACGGCACCGAAGUGACGAAGCAAGAGGUCGUUGCGCAAUCCUGAGGCCAUGUGCGGUGCAAUAAAGCACGUUGUUCCUUGCGACGCAGUCGCUUGCCAGCUCACAAUUCUUGAGAAUCAACCACUCAACUUCGUCUCCGUAAUGAUGGGCAGGGGCAUAUCAGCGCGCACGGGCGUCUGAAACUUUGCAGAGUAACCGGGCGCGAGAGGCAAGCACCAAAACUAGAGCAACGAGCCCUCAAGCGCUGGUAGUAUUAGUACCAACUCCCAAUGAGACGCGUGUAAUGCGUGUGGUAACGCUGUGUCCCGAGUUACCGUGCGCUAGUGGUUGCUGGAUGAAUGGUCCGUUGCCAUCAGGGGCCAAGGGCAAUGAAAGGAUAUGCCGUGAGGUUGCUUGCGGUUAUCCGUACUGCGGGCGAUACUCUCCUACGAGCGCGACACAGCAUCGUAGAGGCACUUGUCGCCGAUGUGGGUCGCCAGAUACUUGAUCCGUCAUCGGAACCUCUUCAAGCGGCCGCCGAACCAGCAUACGAGAGGCUGCCAGCGCGAGCCGGGAAAAGAGAGAAAUAAACAUCCAAUGAGUAC
Coniophora puteana RWD-64-598 SS2 is the source of this 826-nucleotide messenger RNA. RefSeq lists its product as uncharacterized. Bases 611 to 811 code for a protein of 66 amino acids. The record is from RefSeq and is a predicted model, not a curated record. NCBI's taxonomy places the organism in Eukaryota, Fungi, Basidiomycota, Agaricomycetes, Boletales, Coniophoraceae. The transcript is spliced from 2 exons.